AUGGAAUUCAAAUUCAAAGUCCUGUGCGGAUCACCGGAAGGGACUAUUGUGGAGAAGGUGACUACUCGGCGACUGGGCGAAAAUGAUGUCUUUAUAAAGACCACCCAUUCCGGCCUGUGCGGAACAGACGAACACUUCCUACACGGAGACCAAGCUCUUGGACAUGAGGGAGUAGGUGUGGUAAAGCACAUCGGUUCCAGCGUAACAAGUGUAAAGGUCGGUGACCGGGUUGGAUUCGGCUUUAUCCGACGUGUGUGUGGGAAAUGCGACAACUGUAUUAGUGGCUGUGACAAUCACUGCAGAUACAAGCGAGCAUAUGGCCAACAUGACUUCGACGUUGGAUCAUUUAGACACGGAACUGUCUGGAAUGCCGAUGCCCACCACUUCUAUGUGCUGGGUGCUUCGGUCUGGGCUUUUUUGACUAAUAAUGGAAUCCGCCCGUCCGAUCGUGUGGGUGUCGUGGGAAUAGGUGGUCUAGGCCAUCUCGCGAUCAAGCUUGCUGCGGCACUUGGAUACAAUGUGGUGGCGUUCUCAGGCUCAGAAAGGAAACGUGAAGAAGCGCUAGAAUUUGGAGCAUCAGAAUUUUAUCCCUUUCCCCGUAUUCAGGGGGAUGUCCGCAUUAAACCCAUCAAACAUCUUCUACUGUGUGGGAGCUCCAAUGUUGAUUAUGCCUCCCUACUUGAUUUGGUUGAUACAAAUGGGGUUAUCUAUCAUAUUUCUGUGACCCUGGAACCUACUCCUAUCCCUCUAGUUCCCUUCGGUCAGAAGGGGAUACGGAUUCAGGGAUGUUUCAUCACUUCGCGGCGCAAUCUGCAAGAGUUAUUGGAGUUUGCGGCGCGGCAUGAUCUCAAACCAACUAUUGUGACUUUUCCUCUUACCAAAAAUGGCCUUGAAGAGGCAUUCGAGGAACUGAGGGCGGGUGGUAUCCGAUACAGGGCAGUCCUGGAGCACCAGGCAUUAUAG
Molecule: messenger RNA, 963 nt
Organism: Aspergillus neoniger CBS 115656
Lineage: Eukaryota; Fungi; Ascomycota; Eurotiomycetes; Eurotiales; Aspergillaceae
Product: alcohol dehydrogenase
Exons: 4
Coding region: 1-963 (320 amino acids)
Biological process (GO): alcohol metabolic process
Molecular function (GO): zinc ion binding; alcohol dehydrogenase (NADP+) activity
Source: RefSeq, a predicted model, not a curated record